UUGUCACGUGACGAGACCGGAGAAAAUGUCAGUUCUACUAUAGCUGAUAGUUUAUAAAACGUCAUAUUAUCAAUAAUGAAUUCGUAGGAGAAAGGAAGCUGAAAAAAAGCCGUUAUAUCUUAGUAUUGCCGUCUGCUUCGUUUCUAAAAUAGUCCAGAGAUACGGGAUGUGCGAACUUUUAUAACUAUCCAAAAUAUCGAAACUAUAAACAAUGGCUGUUGGUGUUUUUCCAGCCCUCAAAUUGGGUGUUUUGUUCAUCAAACAAAUUAGCAAACCACUUGCUAAAAUGCUUGUCACCCAAGCUAAAAACCAUGCAGUAUUUCGAACUUACUUCAUCAUACCUCCCGCUCAGUUUUACCAUUGGGCAGAAGUGAAGACAAAGAUGUACAUAAUGAAUCUUGGAAAGCCAACGAAGGUUGCAAAGUUGAACGAACAAAUGGCGAUUGAAUUGGGAGCGAGUUUGAUGGGUGAGGUGAUAAUAUUCAGCGUGGCUGGCGGUUGCUUGAUUCUUGAGUACAAUCGUCAAGUGGCAAAAGAGACGAAAAAGGAGGAAGCAAGACAGGCUCAGAUACAAAAGUUCACAGAUGACAUUGACAGUUUGCACGUGACGGCAAAUCGGCAAGAAGAAGACAUAAGAGUAUUGCAAAGCGCCAUAGACGAAUUGAUCAAACAUUCGAGACACAAAAUCCCCACGUUGGAACAAUUACGGAACGAGGAGUUGAAAAAGAAAAAAAGUAGCGAGGACACGAGAUUAGGUGAAAAAGGAACAAAUUCAGAACCAGACAGCAGUAACGAGAAGGAAGAACAAUCGCUCGUACGGCGAGCGAUCGUUUAUUUCCAAAACGACGUGAAGGGCAAUAACAAACUUAGUUAAUCGCGUUACUUUCCGUUAAUCUGAAUAUAACAGUAGCUAAUGAAUACGUGAAACACGAAGAAUUGACGGAAGAUCUAUAUGAACGAAAAAAUUCAAGAUUCAUAUAUGUAAAAAAAAAACAAUAUGAUGUGAGAAGUGUAGCUUCCAAUCGUACGAAAUUGUGUCAUGAUGCUAUACGUACACUUAGAUCUAGUCAUUUUACUGCUGGCUUUUAGUCGUUUUGACUAAAUCGUGUCAAAAAAAUGUAUUUGUCAGUUUUUUUAACAUCAUCUUCGCCACUAGUUUCACUCCAUCUUACCGUCGUUCAUUCGUCUCACGAAGGACUUGAAAAAUCGCAUAAUAUGUGACCUGUAUAUAACUCAUCUGCUUGAGGCAGCUGUAUUUCACAUCAAGAAUGUUGAUCAUUGCGGUAUUUAAGGGAAAAACAAUACACAACAUUUAGAAAAUAUAUAACAAAUGAUAUACAUAA
Molecule: messenger RNA, 1343 nt
Organism: Venturia canescens
Lineage: Eukaryota; Metazoa; Arthropoda; Insecta; Hymenoptera; Ichneumonidae
Product: putative OPA3-like protein CG13603
Exons: 4
Coding region: 212-874 (220 amino acids)
Biological process (GO): regulation of lipid metabolic process
Cellular component (GO): mitochondrion
Source: RefSeq, a predicted model, not a curated record